Molecule: messenger RNA, 399 nt
Organism: Prionailurus viverrinus (fishing cat)
Lineage: Eukaryota; Metazoa; Chordata; Mammalia; Carnivora; Felidae
Product: KRAB domain-containing protein 5-like
Exons: 3
Coding region: 1-399 (132 amino acids)
Biological process (GO): regulation of DNA-templated transcription
Source: RefSeq, a predicted model, not a curated record
AUGAAUGGUGAUAAAACAAGAAGGAGAUUUUCUUCACGGAGGCCAACACUGAGAAGAGAGGUGACCAACAUCUCAAACACUGUCCCCAACCUGCUGAAAAUACUUCCAGGUUUAUAUAAAGAAAAUGUAGGACGAAGCGUGGUGUACAUGCAAGUGGUGAAGGGACUCCUGACCUUCAGGGAUGUGGCCAUAGAAUUAUCUCAGGAGGAAUGGGGAUGCUUGAACCACAGUCAGCGGGAGCUGUACAGGGAUGUGAUGUUAGAGACCUAUGGACACCUCCUCUUCUUGGGUCUCAUUGUGUCAAAACCAGACCUGGUCAUCGUUUUGGAGCAAGAGGAGGAGCUGUGGGGUGUGAAGAGAAAGGAGACAGUAGCCUCACACUCAGGUAGGUGGGAGUGA